GUCAGCACUGUUGUCUCUUUGUUAUUAAGUUACCUUGAACUAGUUCAAGUCACAUGUGCGUGAAUUUAGUCGGUACUACAACGGUGGGAACUCAUUUAGUAGAUAUGCCGCUUGUAAGAUCUUGCUAUGAUAUGAAUGGCACAAAGAUCCCUCGACCUUCUAAUGCAUUUAUGGUAUUCUCCAAUGAGCAUAGAAAAUUUUUAGCUGACAAGUUUCAAGGAGAAGGGAACAACAGUAUCAGCAUAAGGCUGGGUGAUAUGUGGAAGUCACUUAAUUCACCUGAAAAGGCCAAAUACUUUGAAGAAGCCAGAAGGUUAGACUUGGAGCACAAGGCAAUGUAUCCAAAUUACCAGUAUUGCCCAAAGGAGAACCGAAAACGGAAAGAGAAUUUCCUAGACAUAACCAGAACAUGCUGCCAGAGCAACCACGUGUCAUUUGACUCAAAACCAUGUGCUCGCAUACCAAAGCCAAAAGCACGUAAACGCAGGAGUAUGAAAAGCAAUCAGCUGUAUGCAGUAUUACCAUCCCAGAUCCCAAAUGAGCCUCCCAUGUUAGUGGUAUUUGACAGGAAGCAGCUAAGGCAAGAACAAAUAGAGGCUUUGACUGGCAACUUCAGGUCAGAUAAUGCUACUCAUGGAAAUGCUGCCUCAACAUGUUGUGUUACUGAUAGCCUGUGUGAUGACAUCCAUGGCAGUUUACUUGAUGGAGCAGCAACAGUAGUGGCAUCAGAUCACACAACGACUGCAUUAUCCGCUAAUAGAGUUCCACGGGAACUCUGCUGUGGUAGCAUUCGAUUGCAAGAUUCCCAUGGCUGUGAAAUUGCAGUGGAAGAAUUGCCAGCUGAUCAUGACCAUACUCGUCACAGUCACGGUCAGGCUUGGCCAUGUCAGACUGGACAUUCUUUGUCAUCAGAUAGUGGUUACAACGACUCUCUUCCCAAUAUCUAUACAUUUUCUCAUGCAUUGUGUGAGAAUUCCCAGCAGGGUAGCCCCUGCCAACACAUUGACAAACAACGCAUUAGUAGAAAAGAUUGUCUCAUAUUGGAGCACAGCUACAACCAUAAGGAAAGAGUACAGGAAAGUCAAGUUUUACAUAUUCCCGAGGAGAAGCCGGUUUAUGCGACUACGCAACAACAGGGGAUUCAUUCACAUGAUCAAAGUCGCUUCUAUUAUCAUGAUGCUGGUUAUGAAUUUUCAAACCACUGCCAGAGGGAGUUGUUGGAUGCAUCCUGGUGCCACAAAGAAAUGCAAGAGGGGUGCGUUAGCUCACUGCAACAGAUAGGCUUUGAUGGGGACUCACAUGUCCACAAGCCUCAUGUAAGUGACAUGUUAUCAGGAUCAGAUUGUGCAUACCCAUCAACGUUUGAUUGGCACUCUGCUAAGAUAUGUGGUGCUGGUGGUGAUAACAAUGACCAUUCACAUUUUCCAUGGGACAGACACGUGGUCACACAUUUGAAUGGCACUGCACUAUCUGACCUUGUUGCUCAUGAUCUCCCCCCUAUGGAAGCUGCCAAUCAGCCUGUUCAUAUCACGGAACAGAAGAAAAGUAAAGAUGUUGUUAGCCUCAGAAGAACUGUAGAAGGCGAGAACGCCCAAAUGAAACGUAGCUGGAAUCUGGGCUACGCGUCUGCUGGCAAAGAUGGAGCAUUUGCUUUCAGAGAACAUAAUACCAUGGGUGGUUGUCAGUUUCCGGAAAGCGAUGGCAGUAGUAGCUGUGGAGAUCGGGUUUCAGCUUUCCCUGUAAAUUCUGUGGGCUUUUCAUCCAAUGGAAAUGUGGCAGCUACUGCUACCUUCACUGCCAAUGACACACCCCUCAGCCUUGAAAACUGCCACCUGGAUAAUGCUGAACACACUGAAAAAGUCAUGCAAGGCUCAGAGCAAGCAGUGAGUGCCAGAUGUGAUCUCGCAACUAAUAUACUGUCUACCGCAAUUGCAGCAACAUUCCCUGAAGGAGUGCCAUUCGGUGGUGUCUGAAAUUUUUGUCUUGUAAUAUAGCCACAUGUAAGGAAGUAGCGGGGAAAAAGUUGCAGUUGGAUUCUUAGGUGUUACAGACUUUAUAUGCAAAAAACAUUCUGCCAGUGAUAGAUUGGUUAAGAAAGUCAUAAAUCUUACCGAGAUAUUGAUUGCAACGUUAUAUGAAAUUAUUAAUUAUUUGGUACUACUGUUAAAAGG
Messenger RNA from Priapulus caudatus, 2171 nucleotides. RefSeq lists its product as uncharacterized. The transcript has 9 exons. The record is from RefSeq and is a predicted model, not a curated record. Bases 54 to 1973 code for a protein of 639 amino acids. Lineage: Eukaryota; Metazoa; Priapulida; Priapulimorpha; Priapulimorphida; Priapulidae. Gene Ontology annotation, molecular function: DNA-binding transcription factor activity, RNA polymerase II-specific; RNA polymerase II cis-regulatory region sequence-specific DNA binding. Gene Ontology annotation, biological process: regulation of DNA-templated transcription; cell differentiation; anatomical structure morphogenesis.